Molecule: messenger RNA, 2715 nt
Organism: Lathyrus sativus (Indian pea)
Lineage: Eukaryota; Viridiplantae; Streptophyta; Magnoliopsida; Fabales; Fabaceae
Source: the annotation of a GenBank genome assembly
AUGAAGAUUCUAACAAGGGUUCAAGUUCUAAAGUUUCGGUUUUUCUUUAAAUGCGGUAAAAUUGACCCUUUAUCCAAGAGGUUCUCAUCAUCGUCUUCAAAUGGGUCUCAUUUUUCUACUUCUGAAACGUAUGACAAAGUUAAUCCCUUUAUGGGUGAUAGCUACAAAGACAAUGCAAUAAAAGUUGAAGGUAUGAGAAAGACAAUGUAUGAUGUAUGUGGGGUUUUGGAUGCUGGUCCAUGGGGGCCUGCUGUUGAGGAUGCACUCAACUCGUUCGAUGAAAUGUCUCAACCGGAAGUGAUUGUUGGAGUGAUGAGGAGGGUGAAGGAUAUGAAUGUUGCUUUUCAUUAUUUUAGGUGGGUGGAGCGAAAAACUGAACAACCGCAUUGCCCGGAAGUUUACAAUGCACUUCUCAUGGUUAUGGCUAGGACUAGAAACGUUGACUAUUUGGAACAAAUACUUGAAGAAAUGAGUGUGGCUGGAUUUGGACUCUCCAAUCAUAUUUGUAUAGAACUGGUUGCUAGUUUUGUCAAAUCGCAGAAGCUAAGAGAAGCUUUUGGUGUUAUUGAAAUAAUGAGGAAGUUCAAGUUUCGUCCUGCAUUUUCGGCUUACACGACGCUGAUUGGUGCCUUGUCUGAGGCAAACAAACCUGAUCCCAUGCUCACUCUAUUUCACCAAAUGCAGGAGAUAGGUUAUGAAGCAAAUGUACAUCUUUUUACCACGCUUCUUCGUGUGUUUGCUAGGGAGGGUCGCAUAGAUGCGGCUCUGUCCUUGCUGGAUGAGAUGAAGAGCAACUCGUUUACUGCUGACCUUGUCUUCUAUAAUAUAUGUAUAGACUGUUUUGGUAAAGUUGGUAAGGUGGAUAUGGCAUGGAAAUUCUUUCACGAGAUGAAGGCACAAGGGUUGGCUCCUGACGAUGUCACAUAUACUAGCUUGAUCGGAGUUCUUUGCAAGGCUGGGAGAUUGGAUGAGGCUGUUGAGUUGUUUGAAGAACUGGAUCUCAACAGGAGUGUCCCUUGUGUCUAUGCUUAUAAUACCAUGAUUAUGGGUUAUGGUUCAGCCGGGAAAUUUAAUGAAGCAUAUAGUUUGCUCGAGAGACAAAAGAGAAAGGGAUGUAUACCUAGUGUCAUUGCAUACAAUUGUAUACUAACCUGCUUAGGAAGAAAAGGUAAAGUAGAGGAAGCAUUGAGGAUCCACCAAGAAAUGAGACAAGAUGCCGCACCUAAUCUUACAACCUACAAUAUUUUAAUUGACAUGCUUUGUAAAGCAGGAGAACUCGAAGCUGCUCUGAAAGUUCAGGAUACCAUGAAAGAAGCCGGCUUAUUCCCAAAUAUUAUGACUGUAAAUAUAAUGAUUGAUCGACUAUCUAAAGCUCAAAAACUGGAUGAAGCUUGCUCCAUAUUUUUAGGAUUGGAUCAUAAAGUAUGCGCUCCCAACUCGAGAACAUUUUGUUCACUUAUUGAUGGCUUGGGUAGAUGUGGCAGGGUAGACGAUGCUUAUAGUCUUUAUGAAAAAAUGUUAGAUUCUGGUCAAAUUCCAAAUGUAGUAGUGUAUUCAUCUCUUAUUAAGAACUUUUUUAAGUGUGGUAGGAAGGAGGAUGGUCACAAAAUUUACAAAGAGAUGGUUCAGAGGGGCUGUUCUCCUGAUCUGAUGCUUCUUAAUUCUUACAUGGAUUGUGUUUUCAAAGCUGGUGAAGUUGAGAAAGGUAGGGCUUUAUUUGAAGAAAUAAAGGCUCAGGGUUUAGUUCCUGACGUCCGGAGCUACUCAAUUUUAAUUCAUGGUCUCGUGAAAGCAGGUUUUUCAAGAGAAACAUAUAAGUUGUUCUACGAGAUGAAGGAACAAGGACUGCAUUUGGAUGUCCUUGCUUACAACACUGUAAUUGAUGGGUUUUGCAAGUCCGGUAAAGUCGAUAAAGCAUACCAACUGCUGGAGGAAAUGAAGACAAAGGGUCUACAACCCACUGUUGUAACUUAUGGUUCUGUCGUUGAUGGACUAGCUAAAAUUGACAGGCUUGAUGAAGCAUAUAUGUUAUUUGAAGAAGCAAAAUCAAUAGGUGUGGAUUUAAAUGUAGUUAUCUACAGUAGUCUUAUUGAUGGUUUUGGCAAAGUGGGAAGGAUUGAUGAAGCAUACUUAAUUUUGGAGGAGUUGAUGCAGAAAGGUCUGACUCCAAACACAUACACUUGGAAUUGCUUACUCGAUGCAUUGGUGAAAGCUGAGGAAAUUGAUGAAGCUCAAGUCUGCUUUCAGAACAUGAAAACCUUAAAAUGUCCUCCAAAUGAAAUGACUUACAGCAUUAUGAUAAAUGGUCUUUGUAUGAUUGGAAAAUUUAAUAAGGCUUUUGUUUUUUGGCAAGAAAUGCAGAAAAAAGGGUUAAAACCCAAUACUAUCACAUACACCACAAUGAUUGUGGGACUUGCAAAGGCUGGAAAUGUUAUGGAGGCAAGAGGCCUAUUUGAUAGAUUUAAGGCAAGUGGGGGCAUACCCGAUUCUGCUUGCUAUAAUGCCAUGAUGGAAGGACUAAGCAGUGCCAAUAAAGCAAUGGAUGCAUAUACAGUUUUUGAGGAAACUCGAAUGAAAGGUUGCCGUGUAAAUAGUAAAACAUGUGUUGUUCUUUUAGAUGCGUUGCAUAAGGCUGACUGCCUUGAGCAGGCAGCAAUUGUUGGUGCUGUCUUAAGGGAAAUGGCAAAGUCUCAACAUGCUACAAGGUUACCCUGA